Messenger RNA from Meriones unguiculatus (Mongolian gerbil), 4273 nucleotides. Its product is annotated as zinc finger protein 780A-like. The coding region runs from base 188 to 1630 and encodes 480 amino acids. The record is from RefSeq and is a predicted model, not a curated record. The transcript is spliced from 5 exons. Lineage: Eukaryota; Metazoa; Chordata; Mammalia; Rodentia; Muridae. Gene Ontology annotation, molecular function: DNA-binding transcription factor activity; RNA polymerase II cis-regulatory region sequence-specific DNA binding. Gene Ontology annotation, biological process: regulation of transcription by RNA polymerase II.
UCGAUUUUGUGUCUGUCUGUCCGUCUGUCUGUCUUCAUCCCUGCAUUACCUGUGUCCCUGAGCUCGUCGCCUUCUGCUCCUGCGCUCACGGCCACAGGGGCGGACGCAGAGGACCAGGCUUCGGGAAGGAGAGGUCGGGGACGGGGUCUGACGGAAGCUUCCCCUGAGGGGAGGAAGCUGAGGAAGAAUGGCCAGCUCUAAGUCUCAAGACAUGGUCUGUGGUUCAGUGACAUUUAGGGAUGUGGCUGUUGACUUCUCUCAGGAGGAGUGGGCCUGCCUGGAUGCUCCUCAGAGGGUGUUAUACAGGGACAUGAUGUUGGAGAUCUACAGCCACCUCGUCACAGUGGUGGGAAGUUCGAUUUGCAAACCAGAUCUGAUCACCUUAUUGGAGCAGGAGAGAGAGCCCUGGAUGGUUGUGAAGGACAAAACAGAUAGGCCAAGCCCAGAUUUGGAAUCAGAUUGUGAUGCUGAAAAUAUAUCUCCAGAAAAUUAUAUUUAUAAUAGAAAUUUACCCAAAGAGAGUAUAAAACAAUUAACUGAAAAUUCUGACCUCAAGCACUUCAGUUUUAGUAAUGACCUCAACUAUCGUACAUUUACAGAUCUACAGGGUAAUGAAGGAGCUGCUGAUCAAAAGAUUUGUUACAGGAAACAAAUGCCUACUCAUACCUGCCGGACUCUUACUCACAAUAUAGAAAAAAUGUAUGAAUGUAACAAGUGUGGGAAGUACUUUGGGAGUAGAUCAGCUCUUAUUCAGCAUCAGAGUAUUCAUAAUGGAGAGAAGCCCUAUGAAUGUCAGGAAUGUGGGAAGGCCUUCAGAAUCCCCCAACAUCUUACAAGACAUCAGAAAUCUCACAGUGGUGAGAAACCUUUCAAAUGUGAUGAAUGUGGAAAGGCUUUUCAUCUUCCCGACCUGCUUAAGAACCAUAAAACCAUUCAUACAGGUAUAAAACCAUUUGAAUGUGAGGAAUGUGGGAAAUCCUUUAAUCGUUUCUCCAAUCUAGUUGGACAUAGGGUUAUGCAUGCUGAUGUGAAACCAUAUGAAUGUAAUGAGUGUGGGAAAGCCUUUAAACGUCGCUCAAACCUCAUACAACAUCAAAAACUACAUUUUGGUGAGAGACCUUUUCCGUGUAAAGAAUGUGGAAAAGCCUUCAUUGCUCUGGCACAGCUCACUCGGCACCAGAACAUUCAUACUGGUGCAAAGUUAUUUAAAUGUCAGGAAUGUGGGAAGGCCUUCAGACUCCCCCAAAAUCUUACAAGACAUCAGAAAUCUCACAGUGGUGAGAAACCUUUCAAAUGUGAUGAAUGUGGAAAGGCUUUUCAUCUUCCGGAGCUGCUUAAGUACCAUAAAACCAUUCAUACAGGUAUAAAAGCUUUUGAAUGCAAGGAAUGUGGGAAAUCCUUCAAUCGUUUCUCCAACCUAUUUGAACAUAGGAUUAUUCAUGCUGAUGUGAAACCAUACGAAUGUAAAGAGUGUGGGAAAGCCUUUAAACGUCGCAAAAGCUUCAUGCAACAUCAGAAAGUUCAUUCUGGUGAGAGACCCUUUCAGUGUAAGGAUUGUGGAAAGGCCUUCACUGUUCCUUCAAACCUCACUCGGCACCAAAACAUUCAUACUAGAGAGAAAUUAUUGUAAUCUUAGCAGUGUGGGUCAACCUUCAGACUUACGUCCCAACUGAAAAAACAUCAGAGAAUUAUUCUAAUGUGAAACUCUUUCAAUGAUAGGAAGGUGGAAAGGACUUUGUGGAACAACCCUUAGAAUUCAUCAGAGAAUCCAUACUGGUGAGAAUCCCUAUCAGUGUAAGGAAUAUGGGAAAGCUUUUCAACAUUAUUACCAAUUUUCUGGGACAUUUUAGAAUUUAUAUUGGAAAAAAUCUUUUAAGAUGUAUUUAUUAUUUAUACAACAUUCUGCCUGCACACAGAUAUUACUAUUGGCGGUUAGGAGCCACCAUGUGGUUGCUGGGAGUUGAAUUCAGGACCUCUGGAAGAACAGCCAGUGUUCUUAACCUCUGAGCCAUCUCGCCAGCCCUGGAAAGAAUCUUUAUGAAUUUAAAGAAUGUGGGAAGUACUUCACUUGUGGUACAUUAAAGAAUUCAUAAUGGUAAAAAACCUUACCACUGUUAAGAAUGUGGGAAGACCCUUAGUGCAAUAUGAAACUUGAUUUGACCUGCUAAAUUUAAUAUAAGAAGCCCUAUGAUGUAAGGAAUAUGGAAAGGCCUUCAGUAAAUCUAAGCUAGCUGUCUAUCAGAGAGUUCUUAUAGGUGAGAAAUUCUAUGACUAUCAGUAAGGUGGAAAAAUGUUUAGAUUUAGUUCGGCCUUCACUGCACAGUGCAAAAUUCAUACUGAUAAGAAAGCCGAUUACUGUAAAAGACAUGGAAAGACCUUCAGUUGGAGCUCAGGACAUCUUCAGUGUAAAAGAAUCCAUGAUGGUGUCAAACACGAUGGAUACAAGGAAUGUGGGAACAUUCACAGAAUUAGCUCAGCUCUUAAAGCUCAUCAGCGUGGCCAUAUAGGUCUCAAGCCUUGUGAAUAUGAAGAAUGAGUAAAAGCCUUUAUUGUAAAUGAUGAACUUCCAAAGAAUCAGAAAAUCCACAAUCACCAGGAAUCCUAUGCAUGUAAGGAAGAUGAACAAGUCAUUACAUGAAACUUCACUGAUCCUCAGAGAACUCACAUUGGGAAGACUGCAACUUAAAAGAAUGUGGCAACUUCACCCUAGGAUUUGGUCAACAUUCAUAUGCUGUUGAUGCCAAGAAACCUUUAAUUCAUUAAUCAUUAAUCAUUAAUUCAUUAAUCAUUAGUCGCCGAGGACAAUCAAGUUAAGGAGAGUAGUGUUGGAACUAGGUUUAUCUGAGAUGAAUUCUUUGCCCCCAUUAACAUCCCAUGGCUCCUGUGAUAAUAGACUGGAUGCUUGCUUGCUUUCUUUGUUAGUGGCCAGCACAGUACCAGCCAAAGGUAUGACAACAGGCUUAUAACAGAUAAUGAAGUCCUUGAGAGUAUUUGGUCAAUGAUCAUAUUCUGUACAAUACCUUUUCCCUUUUUCUCACUUUUAUUGGCCUUAGUAUAACUGACAUGAAAGGCUAAUUGCACUUUAGAUAGUUUAGGGAAGCAUCAUGCAUUCACACACUUCAAUUUUAAGUAUCUUCAUUCUGGAUACAUCUAAUGGCUGAAAAGGAGUAUCAAAGGAUUUGAGUUCAACUUGCAAACAUAGGUGUAUAAGGUGUAAUCUUGGUUACAUAUGAAUGAAAAUUGAAAUCAACCGCUAAGUGGAUAGCAUACUGCUGUGUGGUGCAACAUGAAUGACGUGAUUCAAGUUGAGUGGUGUAACUGGUGCUGUAUCUUUUUUUUUUUUUUCCAGUAUGUCUGGCUUUUUUUUUUUUUUUCAACUGUCAGGUGUCUAUAGACCUUUAAUUCCAGCACUCAGGGAGACAGAGGCAGGCAGAUCCCUGUGACUUCAAGGCCAGGCUUGUCUACAAAUCGAGUCCAGGACAGCCAAGGGUAGACAGAGAAACCUGUCUUUAAAAACCAAAAAUAAGACAGAAGACAGUUUGCUACUAUGUCUAUAGAUGGCAGGUGAAACUAGCUGGACAUGGGCAACACCAUUUGGUCAAUUUACUCCUUUUCUGGUGACAUUUUCUCUUGGUAACCUGUCCUUUUUUUUCAGGUGUGUCAAUUCCUCAGUGGUUUUCUGAUUCCUUAGUUGGAUGCUUUUAAUCUCCUGGAAAGAUCAAAGCAAAACCCUGGUCCAGCUCUAACUCUGGAGAUUUUCUUUUUUGGCAGGUUAUAUCUUUCCUAGGGCAAAAUAUUUUUUGGCAGCAGAAAAAAAUACCAUCUUUCAACUGAAAUGAAAAAAUUUUCUUGAAAAAUUGAAACUACAUAUACUUUAGUAUGUGUGGAUAAAAAUACCUAUUCUCCUUUCUCUUUAUAUAUAAAUUGAAGAUUUAAGUGUAUUCAUUUUUAGAUUACAAAGAACAUUCACUUUGUUUCAGCCUGUCUUUUGCAAGUGGGUUUUAAAUUUAAAUCACUGAAAUUCUUAUGUGCUUGCCUCUGCCUCCCAAGUGCUGGAAUUCCUGCCUGGCUGUGGGUUCCUUAUAAUAGUUAUUCUCAUAAAGUUGCCCUGUUUUAGUUUGCUCCUCCAUUUCCCCUUACUUUUUAAUGUUAGUAAACUUUCUGAAUUUUUUUGAAUGUGUAACCUGUCAUUCCUGCUGAUUUAUUCUGAAUUUGUUCCCUGGCAAAUUUUAAUAUUUUAAAUUUAGUCUUAAUUAAACAUGCCGCCAACUUG